AUAAAUUGCCAUGAGCGGGGAUGCAGAGGCAGAGAGGACUUCCUACGGCCUCCUUGUUCUUGAGUUCGAGGAGAGGAGAAAGGCGCCAAAUUUAUGCUCUUGUGAUUUCUCUGCGCUAGGGAAGCAUAAAAAUCAAAUUUUGGGGUCGCCAGAGUAGUGCCUGAGCAUGGGAUUUCCGGUCGGAUACACCGACCUGCUUCUUCUGCCGAGAUCUCUCCUCCGCGUGGUCCUACUUCUUGGACACCUACGGCGGCUCCUCCUCCGCGCCUUCGACGCCGUCGGCCUCGGCGACCUCCUUGACGUCGACGAUAUCCCCUUCCUCGAAACCAAUACGGCCGCCCUGAUCCGCCAAUUCCAGCCGUCGGCGGCGAGGAUCCAGGAGGCCCUCCCGGCGGUGCGGUACGGCGAGCUGGGGGAGUUCGAGGAGGAAGGUGGAGGAGGGAGCGGCUGCGUGGUGUGUCUGUGCGAGUUCGAGGCGGAGGCGGAAGUCCGGCGGCUGAAAAGCUGUCGCCAUGUGUUCCAUCGCGUGUGCCUUGACCGGUGGCUGGAGCACGGACCGCAGACGUGCCCGCUCUGUCGGGCUCUGCUGCUUCCAGAGGAGGCGAAGGUGGAGGAGCAAAUGUGGAUUGACGCCGGGCUGUGGGAGCUUUACCUCGAAGACCUCGUUCCUCUCCAGAUUGCUUCGGCAGCGCCGCCGAGUCUGAGGCUUCUCCGGCCAGUUCCCGACCUGUAAUCGAAUCGAAGAAACAACUUUUUUUCCCCCUUAAAAAAAUUGGGACUUUAUAAUUCUCCAUAUUUGUUUUAAAUAAUUAGGAAAAUAAUAUUUAUGAAUUAUCUUACUCUAAAACGAGAAAUUGUUCCAGACCUGUAAUCGAAUCGAAGA
Molecule: messenger RNA, 883 nt
Organism: Zingiber officinale
Lineage: Eukaryota; Viridiplantae; Streptophyta; Magnoliopsida; Zingiberales; Zingiberaceae
Product: brassinosteroid-responsive RING protein 1-like
Exons: 1
Coding region: 167-733 (188 amino acids)
Biological process (GO): protein ubiquitination
Molecular function (GO): ubiquitin protein ligase activity
Source: RefSeq, a predicted model, not a curated record